Molecule: messenger RNA, 2347 nt
Organism: Patella vulgata (common limpet)
Lineage: Eukaryota; Metazoa; Mollusca; Gastropoda; Patellidae
Product: PAN2-PAN3 deadenylation complex catalytic subunit PAN2
Exons: 15
Coding region: 263-2347 (694 amino acids)
Biological process (GO): nuclear-transcribed mRNA poly(A) tail shortening
Cellular component (GO): P-body; PAN complex
Molecular function (GO): protein binding
Source: RefSeq, a predicted model, not a curated record
CUUUUGUAGAGGGACAGAGAAAAUGGUGGCAAAAACAGCAAAUUUUACGAAUGAGUUAUGCGAUUUGUGUUAAACCAGCCAUACAAGAGUAGGCCUAAUGAAAAGAGACCACAUUUAUGUGCAAAAUUUGAAACAAUUUGUCCAUUCUGGAGGUAGGCCUAAAUGUAAAUGUACCUGUAUCAUAUACUACAUGGAUAGUGGAUACAGUAUGGAUUUUGUUUUAUCAGAAUUUCAUGGAUAAUUGAAGUUGUUUACACAUAAAAUGGAUUUUAGAGGUGUGCCCUCAACUUUUACUGUUGAUGGGAUUCCCCCAAUUCCAGCUGAGAUGUUGCAAGAGAGAAUCAUGGACCCAAAUAUGAUGCCAAAUGAUUUCCAUGGCAAUCAGAUGUUCCAUCCUGGAAACCAGCCAGAGUCAGAGUUUAAUGAGGUUCAGAGUGUGUGGAUGGAUGGAGUUGGACGUUAUCCUAUAACCUGUUUAAGUUUCGACACACAGGAACUAUUAUGGGCUGGAAACCAAGGAGGUUAUGCAGCAUCUUAUGGUGGUUUAAAUUUACAGAAAUAUUCAGCUUUCCGUUCCCAUGUGACGGACGAAAUAAGACAAAUAUUGACUACAGAACAAGGAAUUCUCUCCCUUACCAGAAAUGCUUUACGAUGUUCGGUCCGAAGAGGAUUAUCGGUCUUUACAUACUCUGAUCCAGUCAUGCAGGACAUGCAGUGUAUGUUACGUACAUCUCAAACUUCUCUACUCAUCGGAGGUCAUCAAAAGAAAGCCAUAGAAAUAGAUCUGAACAAAGUACAGAUAGUUCAAGAGUUUGAUACAAAUGAUGCUGGUUGUGCUAUUCUUCGUCAGAGUGGAAAAUACUUAUGUGUUGGUGAUACCAGUGGAAAGGUAACACUUUAUGAUAGUAAGUCAAUGAAGGGUGAACAAGUAUUAGAUGCUCAUACAGGAACACUGUCAGAUUUUGAUGUACAGGGGAAUUUAAUUGUUACUUGUGGUUUUGCAAAUAGAAUGGGUGCUAUGACAGCUGAUAGAUUUAUAAAGGUGUAUGAUAUGAGAGUUAUGAGAGCUGUAGCACCGAUACAGAUACCUAUAGAUCCCAUGUUUGUUAGAUUUGUGUCUGCCUAUUCUAACAGAUUGGCUGUUGUAUCUCAGAGUGGAAGCUUCCAGGUGAUAGAAACAACAGCCAUGACACCACCAAAUAUGAUGUUAUAUCAUGUUAACUCUCAUGGUGCUGCCAUUACAAGUUUUGAUAUAUCUCAAUCAUGUCAAGCUUUGGCAUUUGGAGACAGUUCCAGUUAUAUUCAUUUAUUUUCUACAGGAGAUCAUGCUUGUUUUAAUUUUGAACCUGAAGCCAUAGAAUUUGCCGAUCCUGUAGAUCAUAUAGACUUUAUCCAUAUAAUGGAUGAGAGAACACCUUAUUCCUUAAUACCUAUGAUAUAUCCUACUAAUGGCCAUCUUAUCUCAGACUGGCCAAUGCAUCUUGCUCAAAAAAUAUACAGGAAGCCAAAAGCUAUUGAUCCAGAAAUAUUACGAGCUAUUAAGGUUUAUAAUAAUCAUAAUGCUGGAUAUGCACAGAAUCCUGGUAAAGAGCGUCGGAACCAAGUUCCAUACAAACUGUCAAAAAACAAAAAAACAAAUAAAUCAAGCGUUCCGGAAUCACCAUUAGGAAGAGGAGAGGAAGCCUUUGUCUUGAUUCCAAGAACAUACAAGAAAUUAGAGAUGAAGUAUUCUAAACUGGGAUUGGCUGAUUUUGAUUUCCGUCAUUACAAUAAAACAAAGUUUGCAGGAUUAGAGACUCACAUUCCUAAUGCUUAUUGUAAUGCUAUGUUACAGGUUUUAUAUUUUAUUGAACCGUUAAGAUGUGCGUUAAUUAGUCAUCUAUGUCAGAAAGAAUUUUGUUUAGCCUGUGAAUUGGGUUUUUUAUUCCAUAUGUUAGAUUGUCAAGCUGGUCAGACUUGUCAGGCAAGUAAUUUUCUUCGUGCUUUCCGUACGAUACCAGAAGUAGCAGCACUGGGUCUUGUUUUAAGUGAAGCAGAUGAGUCAGCUGGUCGUGCUAAUCUAUCAAGAUUAAUACAGAGUUGGCAGAGAUUUGUCCAUCAACAAAUACAUUCAGAAACUUGUUACAAGGAAGAGCCAAUAAUGCCUGAAGAAGAACAGCAGCCACAAGCUCAGACUCAGGCCCAUUCACCACCCCAAGUUGAAAAAAAAGAAGAAAAGCCAGCUGGCAGUAGUAAAUCUAGAAAAAAGAGAAAAAAGGGAAAGAAAAAAGAAGAAUUAAAAGAAAAGGAGAAAGAAGAGAGUGAUGCUGCUGAAAGCAAUGGUGAUGAAACCGCUACAGCUACGUAA